Messenger RNA from Phodopus roborovskii (desert hamster), 2299 nucleotides. RefSeq names its product membrane bound O-acyltransferase domain containing 7 (gene Mboat7). The transcript is spliced from 8 exons. Bases 222 to 1643 code for a protein of 473 amino acids. The record is from RefSeq and is a predicted model, not a curated record. Gene Ontology annotation, biological process: phosphatidylinositol biosynthetic process; lipid modification. Gene Ontology annotation, molecular function: lysophospholipid acyltransferase activity. NCBI's taxonomy places the organism in Eukaryota, Metazoa, Chordata, Mammalia, Rodentia, Cricetidae. Gene Ontology annotation, cellular component: membrane; mitochondria-associated endoplasmic reticulum membrane contact site.
CGGCCGGCAUCAUCGUGCGGCGCCCCGGUGUGGACUGGGUUCUCUUCCUACGGGGCCGUAUCCUGCCCCGUACUGCAGCCGGUCUCUGGCCCGAGACCGCGCAGCCCUUGCGGGAUCCAGCAGUGCGGGGGCGUGCUGAGCCGGGGAGGCGUGGCCCGAGCAGAGGCGGUGGCCGAAGAGGGCUUCUCCGCAGCCUCCCGGCCCCGCGGACGGUUCAGACCAUGACACCCGAAGAAUGGACAUAUCUAGUGGUCCUCCUUAUCUCCAUCCCCAUCGGCUUCCUCUUUAAGAAAGCUGGACCUGGGCUGAAGAGAUGGGGGGCAGCAGCUGUGGGCCUGGGGCUCACCUUAUUCACCUGUGGCCCCCACACUUUGCAUUCUCUGAUUACCAUCUUGGGAACCUGGGCCCUCAUUCAGGCCCAGCCCUGCUCCUGUCAUGCCCUGGCUCUUGCAUGGACCUUCUCCUAUCUCCUCUUCUUCCGAGCCCUCAGCCUGCUGGGCCUGCCCACUCCCACGCCCUUCACCAAUGCGGUCCAGCUGCUGUUGACACUGAAGCUGGUGAGUCUGGCCAGUGAAGUCCAGGACCUGCAUCUGGCUCAGAGAAAGGAAAUCGCCUCCGGCUUCAGCAAGGAGCCUACCUUGGGCCUCCUGCCAGAUGUCCCCUCUUUGAUAGAGACACUUAGCUACAGCUACUGCUAUGUGGGAAUCAUGACAGGCCCAUUCUUCCGCUACCGCACCUACCUGGAUUGGCUGGAACAGCCCUUCCCGGGAGCCGUGCCCAGCCUGAGGCCCCUGCUGCGCCGCGCCUGGCCGGCCCCGCUCUUUGGCCUGCUCUUCCUGCUGUCCUCCCAUCUCUUCCCGCUGGAAGCUGUGCGUGAGGACGCCUUCUACGCCCGCCCGCUGCCCACCCGCCUCUUCUACAUGAUCCCGGUCUUCUUCGCCUUUCGCAUGCGCUUCUACGUGGCCUGGAUUGCGGCCGAAUGCGGUUGCAUUGCCGCGGGCUUCGGGGCCUACCCCGUGGCUGCCAAAGCCCGGGCCGGGGGUGGCCCCACCCUCCAAUGCCCAACCCCCAGCAGUCCGGAGAACGCAGCUUCCCUGGAGUAUGACUAUGAGACCGUCCGUAACAUCGACUGCUAUAGCACAGACUUCUGCGUGCGGGUGCGGGAUGGCAUGCGGUACUGGAACAUGACGGUGCAGUGGUGGCUGGCGCAGUACAUCUACAAGAGCGCACCUUUCCGCUCCUACGUUCUGAGGAGCGCCUGGACUAUGUUGUUGAGCGCCUACUGGCAUGGCCUCCAUCCUGGCUACUACCUAAGCUUCAUGACCAUCCCGCUGUGCCUGGCCGCUGAGGGCUAUUUGGAGUCAGCCUUGCGGAGACAUCUGAGCCCCAGGGGCCAGCAAGCCUGGGACUGGGUGCACUGGUUCCUGAAGAUGCGUGCCUACGACUACAUGUGCAUGGGCUUUGUCCUCCUUUCCAUGGGUGACACACUCCGGUACUGGGCCUCCAUCUACUACUGGAUCCACUUUCUAGCCCUGGCCUGCCUGGGGCUGGGGCUAGCUUUGGGUGGGGGCAGCCCCAGCAAGAGGAAGACAGCAUCCCAGGCCACCGUCAGCCAAGCCAGGGAAAAGCUCCGGGAAGAGUGAGGGAGCUGUGCUGUGCUGGCCUCCCAGCAGGCCACCUCAGGCUUUGUUUGGGAAUUCCGUGAACCAGGCUAUGUUCUCCUUUACCCAGCAAGCAUCCUUGUUUGGCUAGGAGCCUGGAGAGGAUUCCUUCUUCCCAGCUAACCCCCUGCCUCUGACUUAAAGCUAGAGGUACCCUUCUCCCAGGUGCUCACCGCAUUCUGAUUUUUCCUUUUCCAAACCUCCCUCUGCUGACGUCAGGGUAUUACUGUCCACUCUGGUCCCUGUCUCUCCAGCAGUCUUCAGGUAUUCAAAAGUGCCACUCUUCCCAGAAUGCAAGGGCAAGGCAAGGGCCAGUGGUCAUGUGGCAUCUUGGACAAGGUCCCAGUGGGUUCCCAGUAUUGGGGUAAGAGCCUCAGGGCCAGGUUCUGGGAAAGGGGAGGAACAUCCUUCCUGUUUUAUUCUUGGCUUUUAUCAUCAAAUCAGUAUUUCAGCGACCAUGAUCUUACACACCCUGAAGGAGAAAAACCGAGGUGUAAGUAAGCAGCCCCAGGGGAACAUGCUCCUACAGUAGCUUCUGUCCGAGCCGUUUCUGGACCUCCACACAACCCGCCACCCAGUGUCAUCCUUGGCCUGUGACAGGUCAGAAUGUGUAAAUCUUCCCCAAUAAAGUGUUACAC